AUGGCGGUGAUUUUUGCCUGUCGAGUGUCACGUUGCUUUUAUCGACACUUUUCCCGUCAUCUUUUAGUAAACAGCAUUUUUCGUUCUACAAGUUAUUUACCACAAACUAGAAUAAUCUUAUAUUGUAAAAGAUCUCUUUGCGGUGACGCACGGAAUAAUGCCUCUAAACUGGGCUUGAUUGAACAGAGUUCCAAGUUUCAACUUGUUUUUACGUGCAAAGUAUGCGACACACGAUCAAGGAAGGUUAUCAGUAAACAAGCUUAUACCAAAGGAGUGGUUAUCGUCAAAUGCCCUGGCUGUAACAAUAAUCACUUGAUAGCUGAUAACCUAGGAUGGUUUUUCGAUGACAAAAGGUAAGAGUAAUUUGCAAAACUUGUUCUUUUUUUUAUAACUAUCAGCAGAACUGGUGCUUUCAUGGCAUCGUUUUUGCUACAACUUUUAACAAUUUUCGGUUGGUAUGUAUAGACAAUUAUAGCAAUGGGCCAAACAAAACUUUCCACUGCAAGACCAAGCAUCACUUAUGUGGCACAUUCUGAAUCGAAGCCAGAAUACGCGUACUGUAUACAUGGACUGUAUUACAAAAAAUAAUUAACAAUUGUUCUUUGAAAUCGAGGUGAAUAGUGACUAAAUAUUUACCGAACCGCGAAAGCGGCGAGGUAAACAUUCCUUACGCCACUAUUCUCCGAGAUUGAAAAGAAUAAUUGUUUUCUAAAGUAAAUACACACGAAGUGAUCUCAACAAACCAUUAAGUACGAUUUGAUUGACAGAUCAAAUCACCCGAAAGUUUAAAAAUAGAUCUUUGUAGAAUUUUUAAACAUGGCAAUUCACAAGUUUAUCGUUUUGCAAACAACAGCGUAAUGGCUUUAAUGGAACCGUUAAAAGUUUGAAUUGUUUCCUUACCUGAGAAGAAAAGAAGAAAUUUGUUGUUUUCUGUUGACUUGUCAAGUUUAUAGCCAGAAAGGUUUGUUGUGUCGUUCUUCGCAUGAAGUGUUGACAAAAAAUUAUGACGGCUCGGUUCCUCGAGGUAAUACGUCGUCUUCAUGUUGCAUUCUUUGUCCUAUUUACUUGAAACGUGGAAUUUCUGCAAACAUUUGCUUUCAAAUUUGUUUGUCAUAACUAAACUUCGAUUUUUGGGCCAAAUGUUUCCUGUUAGGAAACGCUGAGUUCACGAAACGGCCUCUUCUACGUGAAUAAACGGGAGCUGUCAACAAUCCAUCGACCACAAAACUCAGUUACAGUAAAUGGAAAAACGCCCUUUUGAAUCCUUCGAAGACUUUUCUUGCCUAAAAAAGGUCAACCUUAAGAUUUUGUCGACCACCGAAACGUCGGCUUUUAACGUUAAUAUUCGCUUGCUUAUGUUUUAAAAGAUCGUUCUCUCACUUGCUAGGAGGUGAAUAUUGUUGAAUAGUCCGAGAUAGCGAACCAAUCAGAUUGCUUAAAUCACCAAGAUUACUGAGUGUGUAUAUACUAAUAAGCUUUAUACUACUACGUGAGAAAUUUCUGCAAUUUGAUUGGCUUAGAGCAGUGGUAUUUCAGCUUAAUUUGAAAUACCUACAUGUGAAAAUUACAAACCUUUAGUAUGAAGAAAUAAUAGCAUGGUUUGUAUGUGAAAUUUGGUAUGAAUACCACUAGUGAUAUUUCAAAAUUGUCUCAAAUUUCAUUCGCCUUAUGGCUCGGGAAAUUACGAAUAACAUUUUUGAAAUAUCACUCGUGGUAUGUACGCUAAACAUCACAUCAUGCUAUUACCUAUACUAAUUGGUUGUGUUGAAGAAUUUUUUUGUACACUUUGUAAUAUGAUGUCCCAACUUAUCAGAAGAAUCUCCACUCUGUCAAAUGUACAGUACAUGUACAGUAUACAUCAACACAAAAGAUCUCCUCUGAAAAUUAAAUUUGGUGCUGCUGCAUGUGAUCAGUCAUGUUGUAUGGAUGGAACAUCAUCCUGAUACUGAGUCAUACUGCACAUGAUAUAUUGGCAUCAAAGUUACUUCAUGGAUCUUCUGUUAGUCAGGUGUAGUAAUUAUUCACAGGGUUUAAGCAAUCUGUUAUGCUUCAUGUAGUGCUCAAAUUUAUCAAUGAAGUACAUUUUGAUGUCUCAGAAAACACAAAGAUAGGGGUUAUCCUCUCUUAUAACCCUACAAAGUCAUGUUGUUGUAAAAAGUUGUGGAAUUUUACAAUCAGUUAUUGAUUUUGCUAAAUAAUGCAUUCAUGUACAUGGAUUAUUUUUGUGAAUAGCAUUUUUGGUAUUUAAAAAUAUAUCUUCUGGAAAAUAUACAUGUAGCAGUUUUGGAGCCGUUAAAUAAGUUAAUUUGGUCACACUUCACUAUUUUUACCGGACUUUAACGCUUUCGCUUGGAGGCUGCCAAAAGGAACCCAAGCCAAUUCUCAGGUAUGCUUUAGAUGAAUGUCUAAAUGUGUGAAUAAACGAGGACCGGGAAAAUUUGGAGCCAUACCACAUGAAAAACAAUGCCGCAGAAAACAACCAUUAAAUUAAAGUUUUUGUCACCGUAAAUACCUGUUCUUCGUUUCUGAAUUAUGUUAGCUCAACGAGUCUUGAUGUUGCUUUGAAAGUAUCUUCUAGUGAAAGAAGAAGCAUUGUUCUAUUGAUGGAAAGUAUCCAAAUUUCUCCUUGCGGCUUUAUUUGCGAACGCGAGGAGAGUUGAUGUUAGCAAAUUUCGGGUUGAAAAUACGGCCAUUUUGAGACUCCGAACACGAAAACUGAUAUUCUUACUUUUCUCGAAAAUAAAAGGCUUUUUUGUGAGAGCAACUUCCAUCAGAUUACUUAUCUACCUAAAAGCUAUUUAUGGACAAAAAAUGAAGGCAAUGGAUUUUUCAACUCUUGCCACUCAAUGGUAGAUAUUACCAGACCGUCGCUCUUAAAUCCUUAUCAGGCAUUUGUUGGAAAAAAAAAAACAGGAAAAGAUUUUAUGAUAUUCACCUUUAUAGGGCUGGUGAAAAGCACACUCUGAAUGUAAUUAUAUUGUUUAACAAGUUAUUGAUUCCUUUUUUGUAAGCUAACAAACUUGAACUGCAUGUGAAAAAUCACUAUUUUUUUUCUGUGUACAUGACUUUUGGUGUGUGUGCAGAUUAAAACAUUUCUGAUAAAUUAAGACACAAAAUCACAAAACUAUUAAACCUGCCAGACUCGAUACCAAUAACACUAAAAUGCUUUAAAAUUUGCAGUGAACAGAUCACAUGGUAAAUAAAAGUAUCUUUUUAAAAGCAGGUUAGUUUUGUAAAUAUUCACAUUUCUAGCAUUUUAGUACUGUUGCUUCAUUCUGGUUUUGACUGUCCCAAGAAAUCCAAAUUUUGAGCAAUCUCUCUCAGUUAGUUAAAAUGUGUUUUGACUUUUUUACAUGUAACCAUACACUGUUGACCCUUUUUGCUGUAUGUACAUGUAAAUCAUUUGUACGCGCAUUUAUGAUUCAAUUGCCUAUAAAGUUCCUAUUUCACAAAAUACAUUUUCUAUUUAUUUUAUAGGAAUAUUGAGGACGUACUUGCUGAAAAAGGAGAGACGGUGAAGAGGGUUUUAGAUAGUGAUUCCCAGGAGUAUUUUAUUGAAGUUGAAAAAAGGGAUGAAGAUGAACAUGGACAAAUCACCAACAACAAUACAGAAAAUAACAAAACCUAA
This is a messenger RNA of Porites lobata, 3628 nucleotides long. The record is from the annotation of a GenBank genome assembly. NCBI's taxonomy places the organism in Eukaryota, Metazoa, Cnidaria, Anthozoa, Scleractinia, Poritidae.